AUACUCUACAACUUAAUUUCAUUCCAUGCCAUUAACCAUAGCAUUCAGCAUCUAUAAAUACCCCAAACCUCUUCAUAGAAGCCAACAUCAAAUACUACACUAAAUAAAUACACCCUCAAAAGUUUGUUCAAUUCUCUCCUAUAUUAUAUAUUUCGAUAUCCUUAAUACUUCAAGGUGCUGCAUUAAUGGCUGCAUCUUGGUCGUGUUGCUUACUUGUAAUGCUUGUUUUGAUGUCAGUUAUUGAAUCAGAAAGCCGAGUGGCGAGGAAGGAUUUAGGUUUGGACCUUGGUGGGUUAGGAAUUGGACUUGGAGCAGGAGUAGGUUUGGGAAUUGGAGGUGGUAGUGGCUCUGGAUCCGGAGCCGGAGCAGGUUCUGGCUCUGGUUCUAGUUCUUCUUCAAGUUCAUCGUCAUCUUCGUCUUCUAGUUCUGGUUCGGGAUCUGGUGCAGGCUCUGAAGCAGGCUCGUAUGCAGGAUCUCGAGCUGGAUCUGGUUCAGGCAGAAGUCGAGGUAGAGGUGGUGGUGGUGGUGGUGGUGGUGGAGGAGGAGGAGGAGGUGGUGGUGGUGGUGGUGGUGGUGGAGGUUCUGGGGAAGGAUCAGGUUAUGGCUCUGGUUAUGGUCAUGGCGGGGGUUAUGGUGAAGGUGGUGGUGAUUAAUUAAGGAAAUGCAUUAAUGAAGUGAUUAAUAAGUAUAUAGAUUAUAAUAUGGUUGUUUCAAAUAAAAGAAAAUAUUAGUGUGUAAUAAAUAAGUAAGAAGUUGGUGUGUAUUAUUUUAGUGAAGAAUAAUCAGUUGUGUUUCAAUUUUAAACCGUUUUCUAUUUGCUUUAGAGAUUCUGAUUUCUACGUGUAAUUUGGCAUAGCUUUAAAUGUUGUAACUUGGUUGAACUCAGAAAUAUAAAAUUGUUAUUUAAUUAA
Molecule: messenger RNA, 911 nt
Organism: Vicia villosa (hairy vetch)
Lineage: Eukaryota; Viridiplantae; Streptophyta; Magnoliopsida; Fabales; Fabaceae
Product: glycine-rich cell wall structural protein 2-like
Exons: 1
Coding region: 186-653 (155 amino acids)
Source: RefSeq, a predicted model, not a curated record